Heterobasidion irregulare TC 32-1 is the source of this 1116-nucleotide messenger RNA. RefSeq lists its product as uncharacterized. The coding region runs from base 143 to 694 and encodes 183 amino acids. The transcript has a single exon. NCBI's taxonomy places the organism in Eukaryota, Fungi, Basidiomycota, Agaricomycetes, Russulales, Bondarzewiaceae. The record is from RefSeq and is a predicted model, not a curated record.
CAGCACCUUUUCUUCUUCGUCAUUAUCUGGUGGACACGGCUCUUCAUCGUCCAGCAUUCCGCGACAGCCUGUUGAGCGCGGGCGUAACCCUGCCAAAGAUCAGGUCCGAGCGCGCUUGUCCUCGCGCUCGCCAAGUCCUAGCAUGGCGCCCAUGACGCCGACUGAUUCGUUGCUCGCCGUGGAUGCCAAGAAGCAUAUCCCAUUCAUCCUCUCUCCCGAACGCAACACAUCGCGGGGCCGCAGGAGCUUCCGUGUACGCUCCGAAGACUGUCAACAUCCACUACUACGAUCCCACGGCGUUGACUCUGAGCUCGACGUACUGGACGAGACAAGUCGAUGGACGUUGUCCCCCGAUGCGCGUAGCGGAAGUGGAAGGGCCGACUCCGUAGGUGGCUCGCAUUCUCGCAGCCGCAACUAUAUAGUGGACGAGGAUACAGAGGGGCUAGAGUCGCAACCGGCAAAGGGAAAGCGGGCGGGAAGCACACCGCCUGCUCGAACGAUGCCGUGGAAUGUUCCGCGAUCGCGCGCGAGCGUCGAAUUGUCUCCGGCGAUGUCUAUGGCUCAUUCGUCUCCGCACCUUGAUGGCUUGCACGGCUUAACCUCCGGGACGACCCCCAUUGCUAUCCCACCGAGCGGGGGAAGGAGCAGGAGUGUCGAUAUGGAUGCGCGCGGGAGGCGGCACUUGCUGUUGUGAGUGUCCCGUCCGUCUGACCCUCGGCCAACAUCAGGGAUCUGUACAAAAGUAGGGAGUCUUUCACUGUGCAUACGUUGAUGCAUCCCUUGCGUUCAUAUUUAUUGUUGCCCGACACCUGUUGACAUCUCUCCACAUCUGACACCAAUAUGGCGUGUUGUUUUAUAUGAUCGCGACAUAGUACGUACAUAUAUUUAACUCCCUCUCUCCCGUGUAGCUCUCCGGUCGUCUUGCAUAACUUUAUGGCUACCCACCAUCGGGAUCUUCCACUUGCUCUCUGUAAUACUCGGUAAUCGUCUUUUGACUGUUUGUGUCUUCCAUGUGUACGUUAGGUUCAUACCGUACAUAUACCCAUCUACUUGACUUUUCUGGUAUCUCUUUUCUAUAUCUUGAUUUCCUCCCUAUGCAAUUCAAAGAUAAUUUCG